Messenger RNA from Melanotaenia boesemani (Boeseman's rainbowfish), 5987 nucleotides. RefSeq names its product leucine-rich repeats and calponin homology (CH) domain containing 2 (gene lrch2). NCBI's taxonomy places the organism in Eukaryota, Metazoa, Chordata, Actinopteri, Atheriniformes, Melanotaeniidae. The transcript is spliced from 21 exons. The record is from RefSeq and is a predicted model, not a curated record. Gene Ontology annotation, molecular function: protein binding. The coding region runs from base 1 to 2229 and encodes 742 amino acids.
AUGGCGACUGGUCAGGGAGGUGUGGGAGCUGUCAGCGCUCUACAAAACCAUCACUAUCCCAGCGGACCUCACUGGAGCCCCGGCAUCAGCCAGUACCAGCACCAGCAGCAGCACCUUACGGCCCGCAGCCUGGACCGGGCUUUGGAGGAUGCCGUGUGCUCGGGGAUCCUGAACCUGAGCGGUAGGAAGCUGAGAGAGUAUCCAGGGAUGAGCUACGAUCUAACCGAUACGACACAAGCAGAUCUAUCCAAGAAUCGUCUCACAGAAAUCCCCCCAGAAGUGUGUCUGUUCGCCCCCCUCGAGUCACUCAACCUCUACCACAACUGCAUCAAAUGUAUCCCAGAGGCCAUUAUAAAUCUACAGAUGCUGACUUAUCUUGACAUCAGUCGAAAUCUCCUGUCAGUUUUGCCAAAAUACUUGUUCAACCUCCCCCUCAAAGUUCUGCUUGUGAGCAACAACAAACUCGUGUCCAUCCCUGAAGAGAUUGGCAAGGCCAAAGAGUUGAUGGAAUUGGAUGUGAGCUGCAAUGAGAUCCAGGUCUUGCCUUCCCAGGUAGGGAGGCUUCAGGCUUUACGAGAGCUUAACAUCAGGAAGAAUUGUCUUCACAUGCUGCCUGAGGAACUGGCUGACCUGCCCCUCAUCCGUCUUGACUUCUCUUGCAAUAAAAUCACAGAGAUUCCUCCAGCUUACAGGAAACUCCAACAGCUGCAAACCAUCAUCCUGGACAACAAUCCUAUGCAGUCUCCACCUGCUCAGAUAUGUUUGAAGGGAAAAGUGCAUAUAUUCAAGUACCUGAACAUCCAAGCUUGCCGAAUGGACAAAAAGCCAGACACCCUGGAUCUCCCCUCCCUCAGCAAACGUUGCCUUCCACAGCCGCUCACAGACAGCAUGGAAGAUUUUUAUCCCACUAAGAACCACGGGCCUGACUCUGGAAUUGGUAGUGACAAUGGCGACAAGAGGCUGUCUACAACAGAGCCUUCAGAUGAUGACACCAUCAGCCUCCACUCACAAGUUUCAGAGACAGCUCGUGCUGAUGCCCUAUCCCUUCUCUCCAAAAUGGACUCUUGCAAAGAUCAGGAUCUCUAUGACUUUAUAGAGCCCAACCCCAAUGAGGAUCCUGCUCUGUCAGAGUGUGAUGGACAGCAAAGCAGUCAUUUGUCCUGUAUAAAGGAACUGGAGAAAGUGCUUAGCAUGUCUCAACAAUGCAAAGAUAAAGACAGCUGGAAGGAGGAGUCAGGUUCUGAUAAGGAGCAGCUAGUGGAGGAAGAGGAUGAUGAGCUGAAAGAAGAGCUGGAUCUGAGGAAGAUUGCUGUUCAACUUUUGCAGCAGGAACAGCAGAGCAGACGACGGUCCUUAAUUUGCAGAGCAGAAAGUCUUAUUCACAGACGGAGGGUGACUGGCCGGGCACACAGAUUCCUCAGUCAUUCUGGAAGCUGCAGCAGCAAACCGAGGCUCCCACCUCAGGCUGCUCGUAGUGCUUCUCUGGAUGAAGGAAGUAGUGGUGCAUCAGUGCUGAGCGGGCAGCCUUCUUCCUCCUGCUCCUUUGAUGGCAACUUGAAGACAGACCAAUCAGAUUCAGAACCAAAGUGGCCUGAAGUCCCACCCAUACUCAAUCAGAAUGAAGACCGCAGGCGGAACAAGUACCUGAGAAAAGAUUACCUAAAGUACAAGUGUCAAAGUGCUCGUAAAAACUCAAUUGGGAAUGAUGACUGUGAGGAGGGUUUGCGCAACAGUGAUUUCAGCACCACGUUGACAGUGUUUGGUUUAAAGCCAAGAUCAGCAUUCACCAGAGCAAGCCGUCAGGAGUACAACUCGACAGACCCCAGUUUCACGAUGAGGAGGAAGAUGGAGCACUUGAGAGAAGAAAUGGAACAGAUCGGGCUGUUACGGCAGAACAUCGAAUCCAGACUGAAGGUGCUACUUCCAGAUGAUGUUGGAGCUGCUCUGAUGGACGGGGUUGUCCUUUGCCAUUUAGCCAAUCACAUUUGUCCACGGUCCGUUGCCAGCAUUCAUGUGCCAUCGCCUGCAGUGCCAAAGCUAAGUAUGGCAAAAUGCCGCAGGAAUGUUGAGAACUUCUUGGAUGCCUGUAAGAAGCUGGGCGUUCCACAGGACAAGCUGUGUUUGCCACAUCACAUCCUAGAGGAGCGUGGGCUGGUGAAGGUGGGUGUAACUGUCCAGGCUCUGCUGGACCUGCCUCCAUCUAAGUCCACACAUUUGUCAUCCAUUUGACACAAGUCUGAGUGUUACAUCCGACCUGCAAUUAUCCAACACGCGUCCCCCUUCCAGUCCAAACCUGUACCACAUUGCCAGGGACUAAAGACCCCCCCUUCCUGGGGCGAGGACCCAAUGGCUUGAGAGUUUACUACUGUCUGACUGAAACAGGAGACAAGAUACUGUGAUGAAGACAUGCCUCCUGUAAUGAUGUCAGUCAGCUACUAAUUUAAGUUCAUCAUGUUGUCACUUGUAUCCUGUCCAUUGUUACUGGGAUCACGUGUGUGGACUUGUAAUGUGGCUGCGUGUUUUCUGAGCUGCACUGUUAAAAUGAGCUGAAAAGACAAAUGAGUGAAAAAAACAAGUGACUUAUACUUUGUAAGAAGACAACUCAUCUGUAACUAAUGAAUUUGCAAGUGCUAAUAGCAUUUCCAUGCUGGCACUACACACUCUGACAGUGAGGAGGAAGCCAACACAUUACUCACUCUUUCACUGAGGAGGACUAUGCUGCCUUACGCCUCUUUUUUUUCUUAUCUUGUAAAUUAAGUUUUAAUUGUUUAUUUAUUUUGUUAGCCUUUAAUGAUUUUUAUGGACUUCUCACUUUUCCUCUGAGUUGCUAAACCUGAAUAAUAAGAAGUGCAAGGUAGCGUCUGAUUUGGUGCUAUCUGCUGGAAAUCCGACCCAUUCUGAUGACAUUCUGGUAACAUUUCAGCAGCUUUAAACUUUUGUACAAAUCAUGAGCAAAUCUGUAGAGAGGAUUUUGUUAAUUUGUUUUUGUCUCUCUCUCUCUCACAAACCUGCAUGCAGCAGGGGAGGUGAUACUUGACCACUGUGACUAGACGUGCUUGGCUGUGUCAAAAAGCACAACAUUCUGUUUUGUAGCAAAUGUACAUACAUUUAUUUUUUUUUUGUUUGAAAGUGUUAAUCUUUCUUCCUAGACAUUGCCGAUUAUCACAUACCAUUUCUGUGGAGAUCACAGUGACAGUUUCCUGUGUUAUAUGAAAAAUAUUGUAUGUGCUUCUGAGAGAAGGUGUCAGAGUUGGACUUUGGAUCAGAAAGGGGUUAAUCAUUACUUAAUCUCUCCUGGAAACGUUGCACCCUCAACACAGUCUUAUUUAACCAACCCUGCUGCACAUACUCUCUAAAACAUUGAAAUAUUUCAGUAAAAAUCUAUUAAUUUAUUUAUUACCUGAUUUACAACCCUAUUUCUAAUAAAAUUGGGAUACUGUGUAAAAUCUAAAUAAAAACAGGAUGCAAUUAUUUGCAAAUCUAAAAUAUUUAAUUAUUUUAUUCAAGUUCAUUCAAGUGAAGAUAUAUAACUCAAGUCUUUAACCACCGCUGCUGGCACUUUUGGAGAGGACUGCUGUCCCAUUCUUGACUGAUAAAAGAUUCUAGCUGCUUCCACUUCUAUAGUCACUAAUACAAAUCUGUAACAUCAGUAAUGAAGGUUCUUGAUGUGAGCAUUAUCAAAAAGCUCAAUGGUACCUCUCCUUUUUAGUCUGGAGGGCACACUGUACAUGAUUCCCCAAAAAUACUUUCAAAUUUACCCUCAGAUCAUUUUGAAUGAUCUUUGGUCCAGAAAAAAUAUCAGUAUUUCAACUUUUUGAGACUUGUGCUGCCAUAAAAUUCAAGAUGACUUAAUAUAUUUUAAUGAAAUGUACAUUUACAAAAUUGAAGCUCUUUGGUGCAGCCAGUCCAUUUCAGAUUGUGGCUUAUGAUCUGUUGCUGCAUGUCAUCUCCCCCUUUCUCUGACCCUUUUCUUGUCAAGCUACUUCCAAAUAAAUGUACUACUGCCCCCAAAAUAUUUAGAUAAAAUAGUUAAAUUUCCACCUUUCAAUAUUUGAUAUGUUUCCAAUGUUAUAUUGUGAAUACGAUGCAGAAUAUAAAGUUAGGAAAUCUUUACAUCCUGUUUUUCUUGACAUUUUGACAGCAUUCCAAGUUUUUUAGAAUUAGAGUUGCAUUUUUUUUUUUUUUUUUAGUUGUUGCUUUUAGUUGUGUCUUCACCUACCUGAUCAGGUGCAGCUAAACAUUUAGCACCCAUGUUUUCUGUUUGCUCCUGGCACUUUUGCUGCAUUACAGAUUGCUGGACAAUUCUAGUGGCUCAGAACUCGAUGUAUUGCAGCUUGAGAAAUCACAGGCAAAAUUAGAGAACGCUUGCCCCCAAUAUGACAAGACAGAUAAACCUGAUAAUAAAGAAACCAAAUCCAAAUAUGGUGAGCCACUGCAAAUAAUACAAUAGGAAUUUUCCCUGGGAGAACAAAGCCAUAAUGGAUACAGCUGGGAAAUGCUUGACCUAGUAGUUUCUUAGAAUAGAUAACCAAUCAAAAUACAUGGAUGUUUGGACUUCCCCAGCAUCUCUAUUGGAAAUCUGUCUCCAGUAUCUAAAGACAUUAAUCACUAUUGCAACAACAAAUAUGCCCCAGCCAUCUUUGAGAUGGCAGUAUUCCCUCAGGGAGGUGUGAUGCAACAUUAAUUAGGAAUUCAACCCUCCGCAAUGUGAAAAACAGAAAUCAGAGCUGAAAAUUAAGUUUGGGUGUUGUUAUUUUAUGUUCCUGUGAGCAGUGUGUGGGAAUAAAGCUGAUAUAUGUUCUGCUGCAUUUUUAACAUGGCUGUACACGCAUUUUGGACUAAAAGCAAACUCCCUCACGAUAUUUGCUCAUUUAAAAAAGUUCAGUCUCAGGCAGUUAGUUUUAGCAGCUGAAAACAUCCAAGGACUUUUAUUAUUUUUGCCCUCAAAAGUCAGCAAACAUAUAUUAUGCACCAUUAUAAAUCUAAAACAAAACAAGUGCCUUAAAGGAGGGGUAAAUUUUUUUUCUUCUUUUCUUUUAGUUUAUGAAAUUUCUAGUUCCAUUUUUACAGUGUUCAGCUAAAUGGUAAAGAUGUGAGUUAAAGUAAAGAGGGCUGUCAUUGUUUAAGGCUAUUGACAUUACACAGAAAGGGAACGCAAGGUGAUACUAUGUAAUUUGAUUUGAUGUGCUAUUUAUACACAUUUACAUGACUUCUGGCUCAUCAUCCUUUAAAAUAACUGAAAAAAACAAAAAAAAAAACAUGAUCUGUUGAGAGGCUUGGGGCACAUUAUGUAAAGUCAAGUCUUUUUUCUUUUUCUGUUUUGUUCUCAUGUGGUCAUAUUUCCCAGUUUGAGCUGAAACAGCUCCCACUUCUGUACGUAUUGACUUUGUACCAUUGUGUUCCAAAGAAGAGAUACCGUAGGGAUAAGACAAAAUGUAAAACUUCCACCCUGUCAGAUCUUGAAUUUAUGCACAGUGCACCAAAAAAUCUCUCAGGUCGGACCUUUCUUGUAUCCCAAAAAUCCCUAAAAAUGUCUAUGAAAUUGGUUCAUUAUCAGAUGCCAUCUCCUGAGCUAUGCUGCACACUUCUCUUUAUGUGAUUUCUUGUUAUAGCUGUUGUAUUCAAUGAAUAAGCAGCUCUUGAAGAUCAUGAUUACCAUAAAUGAUAUUAUGGUAGCACAUUGCUCUUUGUUGAGAUAAGAAAUUGACCUGAUAUCUAAACUUACUUCAGGUUUGCUGUGUUCAGCUGCUGUGAGGAGGUUUGAUUUUGGACAUUAUUUUAGAAAAGAAUUGGUGGAUGCUUGAAAAUCUUUGCCAACAAUAUCCGGCAACAAGCAUUUUUUGUUGGUGACAUGAAGGUAAUGACUCAUGGCUUAAUCCUCAUUAAAUGGUACUGCUGCAGUUUUCCUUGGAAUUAAAGAUAAGGUUUAAGACAGUCAAAUCACAUUACUGGAGAAGUAGAAUUAACUGGGUGAAAUUUACUCAUAU